Molecule: messenger RNA, 1707 nt
Organism: Plasmodium malariae
Lineage: Eukaryota; Apicomplexa; Aconoidasida; Haemosporida; Plasmodiidae
Product: dihydrouridine synthase, putative
Exons: 1
Coding region: 1-1707 (568 amino acids)
Biological process (GO): tRNA dihydrouridine synthesis
Molecular function (GO): flavin adenine dinucleotide binding; tRNA dihydrouridine synthase activity
Source: RefSeq, a predicted model, not a curated record
AUGCAAAUAAAACUUCUAAGAAGUUUGAUCAUAAGCAUAUACUUUAUCUAUUUCAAAAAUCAUGGUAAAACAAAAUUGAACGAAAGAAGAUAUACUCUCGUAAGAGUAUAUUAUUUUUUCAUAGAUAAAGAAAAAUUUCAUAAAAACAAAAAAAAAAAAUUAUGGUUUUAUACAAAGGGUAAAAGGGAUUUAUUAUAUGGUUUUAAUAACAAUAGUGUGAAUUACAAGAAUACAAUAAGAAUAAAUGGGAAAAAAAGAAAAAAAGAAAAAAGAGGAAACAAAGAAAGGAGAGAAAGCAAAGAAAGCAAUAUGACCAUGUUAAUAGAAAAUAAUGUCGAUGAAGUGUUACGCCCAUGUGAGAAUGUAUUUAAAUUUGAAAACAUAAGUACAUGUUUAAAUGAUGCCUAUCGAAAAGGUAGAAGUGAGGCAAUACCUUUUAUACAAGUAGCUCCUAUGAUUAAUGUAACGAAUAGACAUUUUCGAGCAUUGGUAAGAAUUAUAACGAAAAAAGCACAACUAUGGACAGAAAUGAUAGUUGACAAUACGUUAUUGUAUAACUUAAAUAAAUUAGACGAAUAUUUAGGUUUUAACAAAAAUGAGCAUCCAAUAGUUUGUCAAUUAGGAGGAUGUGAUGCAAUAUCGUUAUCUGAAGCAGCUAUUUUAGUAGAACAAGCAGGAUAUGAUGAAAUAAAUUUAAAUGUUGGAUGUCCAAGUACAAAAGUAGCUAAUAGAGGAGCUUUUGGUGCAUAUUUAAUGAAAAAACCUGAACAUGUUAGAAAUAUUGUAUAUGAAAUAAAAAAAAAAGUACAAAUUCCUGUAUCAGUUAAAAUAAGAACAGGUGUUGAUGAAUAUGAUUCUUUUUCUUUUUUAAAAUCAUUUAUUGAAACCGUAUCAUCAGCAGGAUGCAAUCAUUUUAUUGUCCAUGCAAGAAAAGCAUGGUUAAAAGGUUUAGACCCAAAACAAAAUAGAAGUGUACCCCCAUUAGAAUAUAAGAAAGUAUAUGAUUUGUGUAAAUUUUAUCCUAAUAUAAAAUUUACAUUAAAUGGAGGUGUAAAGUCUAUACAAGAAGCAGUAGCUUUAUUAAAUGGCUACAUCCCACAGAGUAACAAAUUAAAUGGUGCUAAUAAUGGUAACAAUAAAAAUAAUAAUAAUGAUACUACUACAAGUACAUUUUCCACAACAACUACCACGCCCACUACCACGACCACUACCACUACUACUGAUAGUACUACUUCUACUAAUAAUAAUAAUUGUUAUGAUAAUAAUAAUGAUAAUUACGAGUUAGUUGAAAAUUAUCAUAUAAAUCCGUUAUAUGGCGUUAUGAUAGGUAGAGCAUGUAUGGAAAACAUCACUAUUCUAUCACAAGCAGAUACGUUGGUUUAUAAUGAAAAGGCUCCAAGUAGUGCAUAUAGUAGGAGAUCAGUAUUAGAAGCAUAUAAAGUGUAUUUAGAACAGAAUUCCAUUUUUUAUAAUUUACCAAGUGCGUUUGAAUUAUUGAAACCUAUUUUAGGAAUACUUAAAGGGAUGCCAGGUCAUAGAAUAUUUAGAAACAAAUUAGAUGUAUAUAUUAGAAAUUACGCAUCAACUAUGCAGUGUUCUGAAAUUUUAGAAAAAGCUAUCAUAGAUGUUGAUAGUGUUGCUCCUGGUUGUUUAGACUUACCCUUGAAUGAUUAUAAAAUGCAGCGGGAAUACGUAAAAAAUUUUUAA